Molecule: messenger RNA, 753 nt
Organism: Eruca vesicaria subsp. sativa (arugula)
Lineage: Eukaryota; Viridiplantae; Streptophyta; Magnoliopsida; Brassicales; Brassicaceae
Source: the annotation of a GenBank genome assembly
AUGUCAGUAAUUGUUGGCCAAGCUUACGACCAUCUUCUGAAAAGGCAGAUCAGCCAAAACGCUGACAUGGGUGGAUGGAGUUGCUUGCAAUCUCUUUGUGAAACCAAAGGCAUUGUCCCAAACAGAGAAGACCACACAAAGACAACAGCUUACGUCCACCCAGUUGAUCAGAAGCUGUCCGUAGCUAAACUGAGUCUUGAGAUGUGCACAGAGAGUCUCGGGACCGAGAGUGGGAGUGAAACUGGAGACGCGUUCUCGUUGCUUGCGAUGGAAGCAACCAAUAUACCAAUGCUUCCUCUUGACGUGAACCCUCGAGAAGAAACUUACCCUAAAGUACGUGAAAACAGUUUUCCACCGCCGUUAAAAUCCGUGAAGGGUUUUGACCAUAGCCGUAUUGUGAAGUCGUAUACAGAAGAUGGCCGUCUUGUAGUUCAAGCAAUUAGGGUUUUUUCACCACCUCGUUGCUUUGUAUCUGAACGUUGUGAAGGAAGGCUUCGUCUUUGUUUGUCGGAGAGUUCUUCUGUGAGCCACGAUGGAGAUGAAGAGCUUGAAGAAAAUGAAUCUGAAUUCGAAAUGCGUGACGAAGGUGAAGAUGAAGAGAACGGACAAGAAGACGACGCAGAUGAAGAAGUAGAAGAGGAGGAAGAGGGUAAAAGUGGAAAUAACAAAUUUAGAAGGCCAAGAAUGAGAUGCAGUGAAAAUGGAUGUGAGCCUAAAACCUGGAAGCAGCAACAAUUUUGGGUGACUACAUGA